AUGUUGAGAAGAUUAGGAGUUACAUUACGCAGCGGAAUCCGUUCAUCCAAUAUCAAUUACAGUUCCAAUGGGGUCAUCACCAGAUUGUAUUCCAAUGUCUCACCACAAGCCAAUCAAAAACCACAGCAAGAUGACAAUGGCAUUGAAUCCUUCAAAAGGAAUCAAACUGAGUAUCUGUUUGGAGUAAGAGUUGAUCCUAGACAGCAAAAAGAACACUUGGAACGUAUUGCAAACGAUCCUAGAUUGAAAGGGCUCGAUCCUAAUUCUCCUCAAUAUCGUUACCAAACCCAACUUAUCCACAGGGAGAUUGUUGGUAACAAUACCAAAGAUCAAAAGAAGUUUGAGCGUUCUGAAAGAUUCAAAGCUAUGGUUUUUGGAAUAGUCCUUUUGGUGGGAAUUGUCUCUGCUCACCAGACUUUCAUGCAUUGGGAGUAUUUGAAAGCAAAAUUCACGCACAAAUAUUACUACAAGGAAGUUGCUGAAUCUCAAGAUAAAGUGAACUCAGUAGACGAUCCUCUGAGAAAUCUCAAAUCAACAGAAAUGAUGGAGAAGAAUCUUCGAAAGGAGAUUUCAGCAAUUGAAAAUUUGGGCUCCAAAGUCAUCGAUAGUCGUGAAAAAUCGGGUUUAUAUUUGUUUGGGUUCGAUUGGACUCGUUUGCCUGCUAGAUUGAACUACUUUGAUGGUAAGUUCAUAAAGGAUGUCAAAUUGUACCGUGACUUUGUUGUUGUGGUGUUGGAGAACGGUGAAGUUGCUACCGUUGCUAAUGAUCAUAAAGUCACCCCUCUUAAUUUGCCUUUUAAAGUUGAAAAAUCUUUGGCAUCAGGAGAUUAUGUUUAUUUCUUGACAAACAAGGGCAAUAUAAACUAUAUAACAGCUGAACCUAUUCAACAAGUAUCAACUAGAACUUGGUACGGGAUGUCACAUGCCACUACUCCAUACAAAACUUUGGAAACCAAUGCUCCAGUGUCAGAUAUCUCAUCUGGACAAUCUCAUAUGCUACUUUUGACCAAGAAUGGAUCUGUGCAGAUUGUCCGUACUUCCGAGAAGGGAGCUAAUGUUGGUCAAUAUGGAAUACCUCAAUAUUCUCCCUUUGAAUCAGAGUCAAUGCCAAUAAAUGUCCCCCAUGAUAUUCAACUUUUGAACAAAGAAUUAGCAUUGCAAUCUAAUGGUUCUAAAUACAUUCGUACAAGACAAUUUACCUCCAUUGAUAGUGGGGCCAAUCAUAAUGUUGUCUUGGAAUCUAGUGGAGCUGUAUGGACUUGGGGCCAGAAUAAUUACGGCCAAUGUGGAAUUGAUGUUGCCUUUACGACAAACUCUCAACCAAUUCCUCGUAAGGUUAUUGAACCAAAUCAGAAUUAUACAGUCAACAGAGUCUUUGCUGGUGGUGAUACCACUUAUUUGAAGUGUGCUGAUGACCGUAAUAAUCAAGAGUUCAUUCAAGCUUUUGGAAAUGGGCUUGUGGGUCAAUUGGGCGUUAGCAGAUACUUGCAAGUAUGUAGUCAACCAUCGACCAUGAAGUCAAUUACAGGAUUGAGUGAAUAUGACGAGAAGCAGAGGAAAGUUGUUCCUAUUGGUGUCAAAGAGCUUAGUGUGGGUACUUCCCAUUUCUUUGUCACUUUAAAUAAUUUAGGGAACCAGAAAGAUGUCAUGGUUGGAGGAGACAACUGCUGUGGACAAUAUGGUAACGGUAAAUUAGCCAAAUCGAGCAAGCCUGUUUAUAUACCCAAAUUGCUAGAGCCCAUUGAUUUGGACGAGAGUACAAGGGACAUGAGUAUCUUGAGUAUGAAGUUGAAUGAUAGCACAGUUAAUCGGAUGCUGCUUCUUGAUGGAUACCGAUUAACUGGAGACAAAGUAAAGGUUGAGCAAGUGAUUGCUGCUGGGGAUAACAAGUCUGCUUUGUUCUACAAACGUGUUUAA
Lizanozyma spartinae is the source of this 1917-nucleotide messenger RNA. RefSeq lists its product as uncharacterized. Gene Ontology annotation, biological process: mitochondrial respiratory chain complex III assembly. The record is from RefSeq and is a predicted model, not a curated record. Bases 1 to 1917 code for a protein of 638 amino acids. The transcript has a single exon. Gene Ontology annotation, cellular component: mitochondrial inner membrane. Lineage: Eukaryota; Fungi; Ascomycota; Pichiomycetes; Serinales; Debaryomycetaceae.